Molecule: messenger RNA, 1002 nt
Organism: Cladophialophora bantiana CBS 173.52
Lineage: Eukaryota; Fungi; Ascomycota; Eurotiomycetes; Chaetothyriales; Herpotrichiellaceae
Exons: 1
Coding region: 1-1002 (333 amino acids)
Source: RefSeq, a predicted model, not a curated record
AUGGCACCGUCGACAAACGAGACCGCGACCCCGGCGCCCCCCGUACGCAUCCUGAUCAUUAACCCCAACACAUCCCAGCAGAUGACGGACGCGCUCGUCCCCGUAGUCGAAAACCUAGGCAUCCCCGCGGCGCAGUACACGUUCUUCACUUGCCCGACGACACCAGGAAGUAUCCCGAGCAUCAACUCGCCCGCCGACGCGGCAAAGUCAGCGGAGAUCUGUCUCCCGCACUUGGUGCCGCUGCUGCCGCACCACGACUGCUUCCUGGUCGCCUGCUACAGCCAGCACCCGCUCGUGAGGGAACUGAAGAGGGAGUGUGCGGCACUCACGGCUGCGGCGACCCCCCACGGCUCCGGCGCCAGGAAGUACGUGACGGGGAUAUUCGAGGCCAGCGUGCUGGCGAGCCUGGCCCUGCUUGGUGAGGCUGAGGGUGAUCUAGAGACUACCACCACCACGACGGAAUCCUUCAGGGCAGGCUCCGGCGCCUUCGGGAUCGUCUCGACCGGCAAAGUCUGGGAGCACGCCCUGCAGACGGCUGUCGAGGAGUUCCUCGGGUGUCCCGCAACCACUGCAACAACUGCAGGAACAACCGGGGAGUCGAAGUCGCGCUUCGUAGGCUGCGAAACCACAGGAUUGAACGCGAGCGAACUGCACGAUCUGCCCCCUGCCGAGGUGCGCAGGAAGAUGAUGGACGCGACCAAGCGGCUCCUCCGUCGCGGUAACACCAACACCGACACUACCGCUACAACAACAGACUCAGGUUCAGCAGGGGCAGCAGCAGCAGCAGCAGAAGGCUCCGGCUCGAAACCGACGACAAAAACGAUCGUCUCGCGCGUGAAGGCAAUCUGUCUAGGCUGCGCGGGCAUGGUGGGCCUAGACUCGGCGGUGCGGACCGCAUGCAUCGAAGCCCUGGGCGAGGAGAGAGCCAGGGACGUCUACAUUGUCGACGGCGUCAAGGCUGGCGUGGGAACUUUGUAUGCACUUGCGCGUGCUGGGUUCUAG